Molecule: messenger RNA, 1745 nt
Organism: Quercus lobata
Lineage: Eukaryota; Viridiplantae; Streptophyta; Magnoliopsida; Fagales; Fagaceae
Product: 50S ribosomal protein L19, chloroplastic-like
Exons: 6
Coding region: 260-1003 (247 amino acids)
Biological process (GO): translation
Cellular component (GO): ribosome
Molecular function (GO): structural constituent of ribosome
Source: RefSeq, a predicted model, not a curated record
ACUUAACAAAUAAAAUGGAGUGCCCUGUGCCCAAAUAUUUAUAAUUUUAUACCUGAUUCCUGAACCUCAGAACCUGAUACGGUGAGGUGAGGUGAGCAGUUGAGACUUGAGAGAGGCGGAGAGCAGAGAAUCAGAGAGAGGCUGAGGCUUGAGCCUUGAGCUGUUGUCUGUUGAGCGAACAGUGGAGACUGGAGACUAGAGAGAGGCGGAGAGCAGAGACUAGAGAGAAAGAUUUUUUUUUUUUUUUUUUGAAAGAACAAUGCAAUCUCUACGUGGGAGCAUCCGAUUGGUCCGGAGGCAUUGCUCAAACAACGUUGAUUUGAAAUCAAACGGUUCUCACUUUGCCACUGCCACUGCCGAAUUUCAUGGCAGCUCAAUUGGGUUUUCAAAUCCUCGCUUUUUAGGGUCCCUCUCCAAAUUCACAAGAAUUGGCACCCAAGCAGCUAUGGCAACACUAUCUAAUAAUGGCAUACCUUCAGUAUCAGUGUCAAGCAGAAGUUCUAGGCCAGGUUUGUUACAUUGGGCAGCUGUGCUACCUCCUUUCACUAGCAGAUGCAUUACAACAGUUGAAAAUACUGUUGAAUCAGCUUCACAGGAUUCUUCUGCAUCUAUCCCUGAAGUAACACCUAGGAUCAAAUUUAAGAGGCUCGAUAAAACUGCCAAGCACAUAAUGCAGAUUUUAGAUAAGGAAGCUGUAGAGGAAGUCAGGGAGAACCGAGAAAUACCUGAUAUAAAACCUGGUUAUAUUGUGCAACUCAAAGUGGUAGUACCUGAGAACAAGCGACGUGUUUCAGUUCUGAAAGGCAUUGUUAUAGCAAGGCGUAAUGCUGGUUUAAAUACUACAUUCAGAUUAAGGAGGCUAGUGGCUGGGGUUGGAGUUGAAUCUCUCUUCCCGCUAUAUUCACCUAACAUAAAGGAGAUAAAGGUGCUGGACAAGAAGAAAGUGAGAAGGGCCAAGCUUUACUAUCUCAGGGACAAAAUGAAUGCACUUAAGAAGCAAUAGUUGAUAGCCAGUUGGAGAUCAAAAAUAUUUUUCAAGAAAAAUGGUAGGUUUGUUAACAAUGUGAUUUUGUUUUCUAUUUAUUAAGUCAGCUUUAGCCACAGGAUCUUGUUAAAUGUUGAGGUCUGUGGAAGAAAUGAGUGCUUCAAAGAAAUACUGAGGAAAUUGGCAAUGCUGAUAAGUUUUUAAUGUUCACAGCUAUGUACUGGGGUUAAGCAAUGUUAUGAAUCUGUGCAUCUUUUUAAAGGGUGCAGUGCUGGUGUUUCUGUACCAAAUAUAAAACGGACAUCGUUGCCGUGGGUCUGCUGUACUAUUGAUGGUUCUUAAUAGAGGCAGUGGGGGGAAGAGCAAAUAAAUUGAUCUAUGCUGAUAUGUCUGUGAUCAUUAGCUUGAUUUCCUCAUUAAGGUGGAAAUACAUGUUUGGUAGGUUGGUGUGCAAUUUGGAAGUUACUCUAUGCAGCAAAUUUUUUCAUGGUUAUGCACUAUGACUAUGAUUUGAAUUGUUUUUGCAAAAUCAUGCGAUUAUUCAAGUUAGGGCAUGUUUGGAACGAAUGGAGAUGAAAGGAGAGGAGAGUAGAGAGGAAGAUGUUCGGUAUAUGCUAAAAUUUAGUACAUUCCGGUCACCUUUCCCUUUUCCCCCAUCACCCUUUGUCCAAACAUAGUAUUAGGCUUAACUUUAUGAGCUUUGCUAAAGACACCGAAAACUUAAACAAAAAAUUUCAUACCAAUCUCACAGUUUACUUCA